Messenger RNA from Microthlaspi erraticum, 1584 nucleotides. Lineage: Eukaryota; Viridiplantae; Streptophyta; Magnoliopsida; Brassicales; Brassicaceae. The record is from the annotation of a GenBank genome assembly.
AUGACAAACCUUCAGCCGCCCAAGACAGUUAAAGAUAUCAGAAGCUUCCUAGGACAUGCUGGGUUCUACAGGAGGUUCAUUAAAGAUUUCUCACAGAUAGCAAGGCCGCUAACACGCCUAUUAUGCAAGGAUAUUAACUUUGAGUUCACAGAGGAGUGUCACAAGGCUUUCACUAAGAUCAAAGAGGCAUUGGUCAGUGCGCCAGUGGUUCAACCUCCAAACUGGGAACUACCUUUUGAGAUAAUGUGUGAUGCAAGUGAUUAUGCAGUAGGAGCAGUGCUUGGACAAAGAAAAGACAAGAAGCUACAUGUGAUCUACUAUGCCAGCAGAACACUUGAUGAGGCACAAUGCAAGCUACCUGAAGAAUCAGUUUAUGCAGCUGAAGCUAGCAAUAAGCAUGGACAACUAGGCCAUCACAGGCCAGGAACAAAGAUCUCAUCAUCAAACACACCAUGGUUUCGCCACAUAGCAAACUUCCUUGCAGCUGAAUACCCACCACCAAACUUCUUUGGCUACAGAAAGAAGAAAUUUCUGCGUGAUGUAAGAAGGUACUACUGGGAUGAACCUUACUUAUACAAGAAAUGUUCAGAUGGAAUGUUUAGAAGAUGCAUACCUGAGGAAGAGGUAGAAGGAAUAUUGUUUGCUUGUCAUAGUUCUAGCUAUGCAGGGCACUUUGCCACUUACAAGACAGUAUCCAAGGUCCUACAAGCUGGAUUUUGGUGGCCAACUAUGUUUAAGGAUGCUCAUGCAUUCAUAUCAAGAUGUGAUGCUUGCCAAAGAAUGGGAAAUAUAAGCAAGAGGAAUGAGAUGCCACAGAACUUUAUACUAGAAGUUGAAGUUUUUGAUGUUUGGGGCAUUGACUUUAUGGGACCCUUCCCAACCUCUUUUGGUGACCAAUACAUUCUAGUGGCAGUUGAUUAUGUCUCCAAAUGGGUGGAAGCCAUUGCCAGCCCUACUAAUGACGCACAAGUGGUCAUCAAGAUGUUUAAAUCCAUCAUUUUUCCAAGUUGCCUCUCCUUACCACCCCAAACUAGUGGACAAGUUGAGAUCUCAAACAGAGAACUCAAGAGCAUACUUCAGAAGACAACAGGCAAGACAAGAAAGGAUUGGAGUGCCAAACUAGAUGAUGCUCUAUGGGCAUACCGCACUGCCUUCAAAACACCACUUGGUACCACCCCCUUUCAUCUUGUUUAUGGUAAAGCAUGUCAUUUACCUGUGGAGCUGGAGUACAAAGCAGCUUGGGCUAUUAAGGAGUUGAACUUCAACCUAAAGACAGCAGGAGAAAGAAGAUUGAUUCAGCUGAAUGAGCUUGAUGAGAUUAGGCAUCUGGCUUAUGAGAAUUCAAAGAUCUAUAAGGAGAGAACCAAAGCUUUCCAUGACCGCAAGAUCAUCCCAAAGAACUUUGCGCCAAACGACCAAGUUCUACUAUUCAACUCAAGGUUGAAACUCUUUCCAGGAAAGCUUCGCUCAAGAUGGUCAGGACCAUUCAGGAUUAAAGAAGUUCGCCCCUAUGGAGCAGUGGUACUAUGGGACCCAAUGGGAGGAGACUUUACAGUCAAUGGACAAAGGUUAAAACCUACCUAG